AUGGCGGAAUUUGUGAGAGCUCAGAUCUUUGGCACGACUUUCGAGAUCACGAGCAGAUACACAGAUCUGCAACCCGUGGGCAUGGGAGCAUUCGGUCUAGUCUGUUCGGCCAAAGACCAGCUCACCCAGCAGGCUGUCGCGGUAAAGAAGAUCAUGAAGCCUUUCUCCACCCCUGUGCUAUCGAAGCGAACGUACCGCGAGUUGAAACUCCUCAAACAUCUCCGACAUGAAAAUGUCAUAAGUCUUAGUGAUAUCUUUAUAUCACCUCUGGAAGACAUCUAUUUCGUCACCGAACUACUCGGCACCGAUUUACACAGACUGCUUACGUCAAGGCCCUUGGAGAAGCAAUUCAUCCAAUAUUUUCUUUACCAAAUACUUCGAGGUUUAAAAUACGUUCAUUCUGCUGGUGUGGUACAUCGUGACCUGAAGCCCUCCAACAUCCUAGUAAACGAGAACUGUGAUCUCAAGAUUUGCGAUUUCGGAUUGGCUCGUAUUCAAGACCCACAGAUGACCGGCUACGUGUCAACAAGAUACUACCGAGCGCCAGAAAUCAUGCUUACAUGGCAGAAGUAUGAUGUGGAGGUUGACAUUUGGAGCGCUGGCUGUAUAUUUGCCGAGAUGCUAGAAGGCAAACCUCUGUUCCCCGGCAAAGAUCACGUCAACCAAUUCUCCAUCAUCACGGAGCUGUUAGGCACACCGCCAGCAGAUGUGAUUGAAACGAUUUGCAGUGAGAAUACCCUUCGUUUUGUUCAGUCACUUCCGAAGAGGGAAAGACAGCCACUGGCCAACAAAUUCAAGAAUGCAGAUCCUUUAGCCAUCGACCUCUUAGAGAAAAUGUUGGUCUUCGAUCCCCGAAAACGAGUCUCAGCAGGCCAAGGUCUAGCACACGAAUACCUCUCACCCUACCACGAUCCAACCGAUGAACCAGUCGCAGAAGAGAAAUUCGAUUGGUCCUUCAACGAUGCAGAUCUCCCCGUCGAUACCUGGAAGAUCAUGAUGUAUAGCGAAAUCCUAGAUUACCACAACAUCGACAAUUCCCAGGCUCAGCAGGCGGCAGAAGAUGGGGAGACGGUCAUGGGGCAGAAUGUGUUGGUUGAAAACUGGGACUUUGUUGAGGUCGAACUUGUCGCGAGAAGUCUCAGAAAGGCUUAUGCUGGCCACAAGAACGACCAUGUUCUCAAGCCGUUCAUCAACAGGCUGACUACUGUUUCGUCCCCAAGCAACCAGGUGGUGCUGCCACCACCGAUGCUUGUUUACACCGAUCCUGAUGGAUUAGACGUCCCCGUGGUGUUUGGCAAUCCUGUACAGAUAAGUGAGGGUAUGGGAACCGAUGAUGCCAACAGCGAUACUUAUGGGAAGAUGACAGACACUCCUCCCAAGGAAACAUACGAUAUAAUGCAAAUUGUGGCGGCUGUGGCGGCUAUGUCGGCGAGUGAGGUUGUGGGCAUUAGUGAAGCCUCUAGUGCUUCUCUCAAGCAACGAAGAAAAGAUGAAACAGAGACAGAACUUGUGUAG
Endocarpon pusillum Z07020 is the source of this 1515-nucleotide messenger RNA. Its product is annotated as Mitogen-activated protein kinase HOG1. Gene Ontology annotation, cellular component: cytoplasm; nucleus. The record is from RefSeq and is a predicted model, not a curated record. Lineage: Eukaryota; Fungi; Ascomycota; Eurotiomycetes; Verrucariales; Verrucariaceae. The coding region runs from base 1 to 1515 and encodes 504 amino acids. Gene Ontology annotation, molecular function: MAP kinase activity; ATP binding. Gene Ontology annotation, biological process: osmosensory signaling pathway; cellular response to oxidative stress; protein phosphorylation. The transcript is spliced from 8 exons.